AUGGCGACUUCAAUUGCUCGCGUACGGGCGGUGGCGAAGCUUCCAGGGCAGCUUCGGACGUUCAGCUCUACACCCAGAGUUGCUUCUGCAACAGGGGGAGUGAAGCGAUUGGGUGUCAUCGGUGCUGGGCAGAUGGGACUCGGCAUCGCGCUUGUGGCUGCUCAGAGAGCUCAAGUUCCCGUAACACUUGUCGAUGCAAACAAGACGGCCUUGGAUAAGGGUCUUGCAUUUGCGGAAAAGCUUCUUGCAAAGGAUGUUUCCAAGUCCAGAAUCACACAGGAACAGGCCGACAAGGCCCGCUCGCUGUUGUCUCCAGCCACGUCUAUUGAUGAGCUGUCGGAUGUGGACUUUGUCAUUGAGGCCGUUCCUGAAAUCCCUAAGCUCAAGUUCGACAUCUUCUCCAAGCUGGCUGAGGUUUGCCCGAAGCAUGCCAUCUUGGCCACCAACACUUCAUCCAUCUCCAUCACCCGCAUCGCCGCCUCCACCACCCAAGACCCGACAGACACCUCCGCGAGCUCCCGCGUCGUCUCAACUCACUUCAUGAACCCCGUCCCGAUCCAGAAGGGCGUCGAGAUCAUCAGCGGUCUGCAGACCAGCCAGGAGACGCUGGACAAGGCCGUCGCGUUCUGCAAGGCCAUGGGCAAGGUUACCUCUGUAUCCGCCGACUCCCCCGGAUUCCUCGCGAACCGUAUCCUCAUGCCGUACAUCAACGAAGCCAUCAUCUGCCUGGAGACCGGCGUCGGCGACAAGGAGUCAAUCGACGCCAUCAUGAAGAACGGCACCAAUGUUCCCAUGGGCCCUCUGCAGCUUGCCGACUUUAUCGGCCUGGACACCUGCCUCGCUAUUAUGAAGGUUCUUCACGAGGAGACUGGUGACUCAAAGUACCGGCCGAGUGUGUUGCUGCGCAAGAUGGUUGAUGCUGGUUGGAUGGGAAAGAAGAGCGGAAAGGGAUUUUACGACUACUAA
Messenger RNA from Colletotrichum abscissum, 966 nucleotides. Its product is annotated as 3-hydroxyacyl-CoA dehydrogenase. NCBI's taxonomy places the organism in Eukaryota, Fungi, Ascomycota, Sordariomycetes, Glomerellales, Glomerellaceae. The coding region runs from base 1 to 966 and encodes 321 amino acids. Gene Ontology annotation, biological process: fatty acid metabolic process. The transcript is spliced from 3 exons. The record is from RefSeq and is a predicted model, not a curated record. Gene Ontology annotation, molecular function: oxidoreductase activity, acting on the CH-OH group of donors, NAD or NADP as acceptor; NAD+ binding.